AUAAUACAUUUAACGUUACUUUGAAAUUUUAAUGGACUAAGCUCUGCUUUAUUUCUAGCCGUUGCUUACCGCCUCGCGGCUUAUUUCAAACUUCUCUAAUGCUCUCCAGCUCUGUUCCAUGCCUAGUUCCCUCUUCACACUCUCCUUCUUCUCUACUCCUCAAUCUAAAGUCCACCAAAACCCUAAAAGAUUUACGCCAACUCCACUCUCUAGCAAUCAAAACUGGGCAAAUCCAUAACCCAUUAACAGCUGCUGAGGCUUUAAGAAUCUCUGCUCUGUCUAACCCCCCAGAUCUUCAAUAUGCCCGUAAACUGUUCGAUCAAAUGCCGGAACCAAACCUCUUCUCUUACAACACUCUCAUUCGAGCAUUCUCCGAAUCUGAUGACAACCCUUUGGAAGCCUUACAAAUUUUCCUCCAACUUCUACACUAUGAACCCCUCCAACCCAAUCGCUACACUUUCCCCUCGAUUCUUAAGGCUUGUGCUCGGAUUAAAGGAUAUGAGCAUGGGAGGCAAAUUCAUUGCCUCAUUGUAAAAUUGGGAAUUGCCCAUGAUGGGUUUGUUUUUACCAAUUUAGUUCGUAUGUAUUCAGUUUGUGGGUUGAUGGAUGACGCACAAAGUUUGGUCAGAAAGAGCUCAUUUUUAUCAGGUAAUGAAGCGGGUAUUGUGCUGAAUAACAUUCUCAUUGAUGGGUAUUUCAGGCUUCGGAUGAUUAGAGAAGCAAGAGAAGUUUUUGAGACAAUGAGUAAUAGAACCGUGGUUUCUUGGAAUGGGAUGAUAUCUAACUUGGUAGAGAUUGGAUUGUUUAAGGAAGCUAUAGACAUCUUUCAUCGCAUGCAAGUUGAGGGGAUGAAGCCUAAUUAUGUGACCCUGGUUAGUGUUCUUCCAGCCAUUUCAAGGAUUGGAGCCCUUGAAUUGGGGAAAUGGGUUCAUCUAUAUGCUGAGAGAAGCGGGAUUGUAGUAGAUGAUAUUCUAGGCUCGGCAUUAGUUGAUAUGUAUUCAAAAUGUGGGAACAUCGAGAAGGCAAUCCAAGUCUUUGAGGGAUUGCCAAAGGGAAGUCCUAUCACUUGGAAUGCGUUGAUCAGCGGUCUAGCGAUGCAUGGUCAAGCUAGACAAGCACUCAAAUACUUCAAAGCAAUGGAGCAAGCAAGCGUUUCUCCUAGUGAUGUAACCUUCAUUGGCAUCUUGAAUGCAUGUAGUCAUGCUGGCUUUGUUUGUGAAGGCCGAAAUUACUUUGAUAUUAUGGUGAAAGGUUAUGGUUUAAGACCAAGGCUUGAGCAUUAUGGAUGUUUGGUUGAUAUGUUAGGCCGAGCAGGACGUAUUGAAGAGGCCGUGGAGAUUGUCAAGAAAAUGCCCGUGAAGCCUGAUGAUGUAAUAUAUAAAGCUUUGCUCUCAGCGUGCAUGCUCCAUGAGAAUUCUGAACUAGGAGCAUGGGCAGCAAACAAACUUGUCGAAUUGGCUCCUUAUGAUAGCGGAUGCUAUGUUCUUUUAUCUAACCUCUAUGCCUCUAUGGGUGACUGGGAGGCUGUUGCCAAUGUGAGGCUAAAGAUGAAGGAACUUGACAUUCGUAAGGAUCCUGGAUGUAGUUGGAUUACAGUUGAUGGAAUAGUUCAUGAGUUUGUUGUUGAAGAUGAUACGCACCCGAGAGCAACAGAGAUUAAAUCGAUGUUAGAGGAAAUGGCUGAUAAACUAAGAUCAGAAGGUUAUGUACCAGAUACCCGAGGUGUGCUGGUUAAUAUUGAUGAAGAAGAGAAGGAGAGUGCAGUGUUGCACCAUAGUGAGAAGAUUGCGCUUUCUUUUGGAUUAAUUAGUACAAACCCUGGGGUUUCUCUGCAGAUUGUGAAGAACUUGAGGAUUUGUGCAGAUUGCCACGAGUCUAUAAAGCUUGCUUCAAAGAUUUAUGGUCGGAGGAUCAUAGUGAGGGAUAGAAUCCGAUUCCAUCAUUUCGAAGAUGGGUUUUGCUCUUGCAAUAAUUAUUGGUGAUAUAGCUAUCAUUGCUGAAAAGUUUGCUUUCUCUCAGUACAGAUUUUUGGUUGUAUUCUUAUUUUUCAAUUUGGGCAUCUGUUACUUUUC
Asparagus officinalis (garden asparagus) is the source of this 2072-nucleotide messenger RNA. RefSeq names its product pentatricopeptide repeat-containing protein At5g48910-like. NCBI's taxonomy places the organism in Eukaryota, Viridiplantae, Streptophyta, Magnoliopsida, Asparagales, Asparagaceae. The coding region runs from base 99 to 1982 and encodes 627 amino acids. The record is from RefSeq and is a predicted model, not a curated record. The transcript has a single exon. Gene Ontology annotation, molecular function: zinc ion binding; RNA binding; protein binding. Gene Ontology annotation, biological process: RNA modification.